GAAUCCUUCGGCGCCAGGAUGAAGCUGAAGAAUGGGUCAUUUCUGUGGUACCUCUAUCUAGAUAAGAUAUACUGCCUGCUUUCAGUGAGAAAUGUCAAAAUGCUGGUGGAUUACUUCCAUCUGCUGGAUGUUCACCACAGAAACGCCCUUAAUGACAUACUCUUCUACCACUUUCUCCGCCAUGUGACUAAUCUGAGGAAGAGGCAGAUAAUGCUAGUAUUUGACCUGCUGGACUGGGAUGCCACCGGGGAGAUUGGUUUUGAAGAGUUCUACAUGCUCGCGUGCAUCUUGCUGUCUCACGAGAACCACCUAGAAAAGCAGUUCAUCUAUCGCCAUUCUCGGCCCGUGUUUGAAUUGCUGGACAUGAACGGAGAACUGAAGAUUGGCUCGGCACAGUUCCACGCGUUCCGCUUCCUCUUUAACAUCAAGAAGCAGGAGCUCAAGGAGAUCUUUCACGACUUCGACAUCACAGGGGAUGAGCGCCUGAACUACAAGGAGUUCAAGCUUUUCACGAUCUUCAGUAUGGACAAACACCAGGAGAAACAGAGAGAGGAGAGACGCAAACGUAUGCUGUCACUGGAGGGCAGAUCCAGGAAAUCGGGAGCAUCUGGAAUAGAGAAAGUGAUCCUGAAAGCGCCUUUCAGAACGUCACAAAUUAACCCGCUUGCCAGAAGCCAAUCCUCUUUUGUUCUUUGAGGGAAAGUCGUUCAGGAAAUGGUUUCGUUGACUGCAUUUGGAAAUUUGCGAUACAUAAAGCUGAGACCUUGAAGUUCACAA
Tachyglossus aculeatus (Australian echidna) is the source of this 777-nucleotide messenger RNA. It is a transcript of the gene EFCAB9, whose product is annotated as EF-hand calcium binding domain 9. Gene Ontology annotation, molecular function: calcium ion sensor activity. Gene Ontology annotation, biological process: flagellated sperm motility; sperm capacitation. The coding region runs from base 19 to 696 and encodes 225 amino acids. The record is from RefSeq and is a predicted model, not a curated record. Gene Ontology annotation, cellular component: cytoplasm; sperm principal piece. NCBI's taxonomy places the organism in Eukaryota, Metazoa, Chordata, Mammalia, Monotremata, Tachyglossidae. The transcript is spliced from 4 exons.